AAAUGUAAAGAGAGAGACACGAGACUUUGGCCAUUUUUUAACCCUUUUCCAGAGUUAUUGAUCCAAAAUCAGAUCUUUGGCUUCCUCCUUUCAAUCUCCCUGCCUACCUCAUCACUGUUGUCCACUGGAGUUUGCAUUUUAUGCUUUGAACUGCCUUGAACCUUUGAUUUGGGAAAGUUUAAAGAUUAAUUGGAUUAUUGGGGUUUUUAGUUUUAGGAUUUAGGUAGUUUAUUAAUAAAUGAAUGAGAAUUUUGUUUUAAUCAAUUUGAACUAAGAGGGUUAAAGGUAUUGUAGUUCUGGAGGGUUUCGAGUUAUCAUUUUGUGGUUCUCAUAUAUGAUUGAGAGAAAGAAGAUGGGGCAGGCUUCAGCAUUACUACUAGUUACAUUAGCUCUUGGUUUUUUCUUUGCAACAUAUAAUUUGAUAGCCAUGAUAAUGCACAAUAGAUCUGUUGGGCAAUGGAUAAGUGAUGAUUCAAAAGCUGGGAUAUUCUUUGAUCCUGUUAUUGAGAUGCCUGAAAAUGUGAAGAAGCCAAAAAAUGUCAGAUUGCCUGUCCAUGUUGCCUUGACGGCUACUGAUGCUCCAUACAGCAAAUGGCAGUGUCGCAUCAUGUACUAUUGGUAUAAGAAGAAGAAGGAUCUGCCUGGGUCAGAGAUGGGAGGAUUCACAAGAAUUUUACACUCUGGAAGUCCUGACAACUUGAUGGAUGAGAUUCCUACAUUUGUGGUUGAUCCUCUUCCUGAGGGUUUGGAUCAGGGCUAUAUUGUCUUAAAUAGACCAUGGGCUUUUGUGCAAUGGCUGGAAAAGGCUACAAUUGAGGAAGAAUAUGUAUUGAUGGCAGAACCUGAUCACAUCAUUGUAAAUCCCCUGCCAAAUUUGGCACAUGGAGAUUAUCCAGCUGCCUUCCCAUUUUUCUACAUUAAGCCUGCUCAGAAUGAACAACUGAUAAGAAAGUUCUAUCCAGAGGAGAUGGGACCUGUGAAAAAUGUUGAUCCAAUUGGCAAUUCACCUGUUAUUAUCAAGAAGGAUUUGCUGGUAAAGAUUGCUCCUACAUGGAUGAAUGUAUCUUUGAAAAUGAAAAAUGAUCCAGAGACUGAUAAAGCUUUUGGAUGGGUCCUGGAAAUGUAUGCUUAUGCUAUAGCAUCUGCUUUGCAUGGUGUGCAACAUAUUCUUCGGAAGGACUUUAUGCUGCAGCCUCCCUGGGAUUUGGAGAUUGGGAAAAAGUUCAUAAUCCAUUACACCUAUGGAUGUGACUACAACAUGAAGGGGGAGCUAACAUAUGGUAAGAUUGGGGAAUGGCGAUUUGACAAGAGAUCCCAUCUACGUGGACCACCACCUAGAAAUCUUCCAUUGCCUCCUCCAGGGGUUCCUGAAAGUGUGGUAACCCUUGUGAAGAUGGUGAACGAAGCUACUGCUAAUAUUCCCAACUGGGAUACAAAGUAGAUGUGAUUUAGUGAAUGCAAUCGAACUAGCAUAUGAAUUUUAAUUUUGAAACAAGUUUCUUGUUGUUUCACAUGAUCUCAAAUAUUUACUAUACUGUCUAGAGAAAUUCUUAUACAAAUACCUCAUGCUAUUAUUUUUUUCCUUGGGAUGCAGGCAUUGUCUUGAACUUUAAAGUAAGAAAUGCGUAGAACAGGGAGCAAUUAGAUAGAAGAAGCUUAUUAGUACUAGUUUUUGUCUCCAAUAAAGAUUUUUCAAUUAAUAGUAUAUUUUAUUUAUUUGAUUUGCCUGCUGAUAAUCAUGU
Rubroshorea leprosula is the source of this 1742-nucleotide messenger RNA. Lineage: Eukaryota; Viridiplantae; Streptophyta; Magnoliopsida; Malvales; Dipterocarpaceae. The record is from the annotation of a GenBank genome assembly.